This is a messenger RNA of Plasmodium gaboni, 3836 nucleotides long. Lineage: Eukaryota; Apicomplexa; Aconoidasida; Haemosporida; Plasmodiidae. The record is from the annotation of a RefSeq genome assembly.
AUGAAGACAUAUACUUUAUGGAAUAUUUUUUGUAACAUUUUAUUUAUCCUUUUUGGAAUAACUUACCAAAAUGAUGCACAUGUAUUUAGUAAAAAUGAGGAAAGCUCAUUUCCAUCUUCAGAAGAGAAUUCACAAAAUAGUAAUACACUUAAUUUAAAUACUACUAGUUUCUCAGAUAUAUAUAAUAUUUAUAAUAAUUCAGAAAAGAAUAUUAAUUUCAAUAAUAGGAAUAAAAAAAAGCCUUUUAGAAAUGCAUCAUUCAUAAAUAUAAAAAACGACAGACAAGAAAUAAGUAAUAAAGAUACUGCAUAUGAAAAUUUAAACGGAAAAACAAACAAUACAUUAAUAAAAUAUAAUAAUAAUGAUAAAAUUAUUAAGGAACAUUCAAAUAAUAAUAUUCAAUCAUUUAUUGAUAAGAAAGACAUUGUGUGGGAAAACAGAAGUAUUUUAGAUUAUAUGGAUAUAAUAAAUGAUAGUGAUGAUAAGAUUUUCUCAAUUGAAUCGUAUUUACGUGAGUUACAAGCAUGUAAAGAAGCUAUUCUAUAUAUAACAUUUUAUAGCUUAGCAAGGAAAGAAAUUUAUGAACCAGUUCAACGUAAUAUUAAUAGUUUCUAUAAGUUCAUGGAGAAGAACGAAGAUACAUGCUUAGCAGGAUCAAAAAAUAGAUUCAACUUUUUAGUUUAUAGUUUAGAAAAUGCUGCAAAAUUUAAUUAUAACAAGUUGCAAUAUGAAAAUCACUUGAAUGAAUACAAAUCAAUAAAAGAUAAAUUUUUUCAUUGUAUAGAUGAUAAAAAUUAUGAUAUUAGAAAUAAAAUAACUGAAAUAAAAAAAGGAGUUGAACAUGUACUUAGGGAAUCAAUUACAAAUGACCGUCGAUAUCACAUGGAAAGAUAUCAAAUAAAUAUAAACCUUUAUAUAACCAACUUAAAACAAAUUUCACCUAUAUCUAAUAAUACAACUAUAAAAAAAGCCCAAGAUCUCAUAAAAGAAAGUGAAAGAACUAUUCAGGCUGUAAAAAAGGAACUUGGAGAAGAUAAUAAUAUAUAUUCCAUUGAAUUUGUACAAGAUGAAUUAAGAGAUAUUGUCAAAAGAUAUACUUUUCAUUUUCAACAAAUUGAUAAAGGAAAAACAGAAAUGGAGAAAUUUGUAAAAGAAGCUGCUGACAGAAAUUUAAAAAAAGAUGCAUAUGCUCGAAAAGUAAUGGAAUCUACUAAUAUUUUUUCUUACUAUAAAUAUAGUAAUAGUGUUAUAAGUACGUUGAAUUCAUUGUUUAAUAAAUAUGAAAAGACACUAAAUAAUUUGUAUAACAACGUUUAUAUAACUUUAGAAAAUAAAAUUGAAUCCAAAUUAAAUUUCAAUAAUUUCGACAAAAAAUAUAAACCUAUAGUUGCAGAAACCGAAAAAUUAACGAAAUAUGUUUCUGAUUUAGUUAAAGUAUAUAAAAAAAUAAACAUUGUGUCUAGUGGACCACAAAAUAGAGAACUUAUAAAAGCUCAGACGUCAUAUAAUAAUCAAAUUAGUUCAUUAGAAUCUUGUAAUAAACAAUUAGAUGCUUCAUUAAAAGCAAUGAAGGAUGCUCAAAAUUCAAUUCAAUCUGCUAAAUCUUAUUUGGACAAUAUAAAGAGAUCAUUAGGUAGAAAGAAAUUCAUUGAAAAAACAGAAGGACUUUUAAAAUCAAUGGAAAAUAUAAAAAAUAAAGAAAAAGGAUUAAAUGAAAAAUAUAAAAUUAUUGAUCAGAAAUAUUCAACUGUUCCAUCUUUAAGAACUAAUAUUGUUAAAGCUGUUGUAUAUAUACAUAAUUAUAUUUACGAUAGAAUGAGAAUAAAAGAGGAUGAAGCUUUCAGAAAACGUAUUCAAAGAGACACGACUAAUUUUCUUGAAUAUAUAGAAAAACAUGCAAACUAUAUUAAACAUAUAAUUAACAUAAAUAAUAUCAUAACAAAAACAGUGGCAGAUAUUGAUGCAAUUAAUAAUCAUAAAUUAAUUGACGUAACGGAACAUAUGAAAAAGAAAGAAGAAAUACACAACAAGGUGAAAUCUGAACUUAAUAAUCUUUUUAAGGACCCAUUAAAUAAAGUAAAUUCAGAUUUCCAAGACAUUUUAAAAUAUAAAGCUACUGUUAAUAAAAAAAAAAAUUUAAAUGACGAAAUAAAUAUAUUAGAUUAUAUAAAAGAUAAAUACGAUAGUAUAAUUAAAAUUAAAACAGAAAAUAUUAUAAAUAUUAUAAAAAUUUUGGAAAAAUCAAUGGCUGAUCUUUUAAUAAUUAAUGAUGAUAUUAUAGGAAAGUGCUUAUACUAUCUCAGCACAGUUUUAUCACAUAACUCAGAUCAUUAUGAUAAAUUAUUAUUAGAUCUAAAACAUAGUAUAGAUGAAUAUGAGGAUGAAAUUGAAGAUAUGAAAAUAUACAAAAAUAUUGUUAUGAAGGUUGAAAAUGAAUAUUUUUAUAGUUUAUAUGAUAAUGAUCAGUAUUUUUUACCAGUAAAAGAUACUGAAAUGCAAUUGUUACAAUAUGAAGAUAUUAUGACUAAGAUAAAAGAUAAAGUAAGCUAUAAUAUUCGUAUAGUAAAAGAUUAUAUGAAAACAUAUGAAAAUAAGGUUAAAUUGCAAAAAGAUCUAGAAAAUAAACUAAAAAAUAAUAUUAAAACAAAAAAACAACAAAAAGUUUCUUUUAUACAAGUAAGUACUCCACGAUAUGAUGAUAAAUCAGUUAAAGAUUAUGAAGAACAAUUUAAUAAAAAUAAUAAAUUAGUUUCAGAAAUAAAAAAUGAUAUUUUAUUAUUCACUGGACAAAUAGAUAUUCUAAAAUGUUUAAAUACAUCUAUAUACGGUUCAAAUGUGAAUGUUAAAUUAAUUGAUGAAUCCGACAAAGUGAAAGAAGAAUUAAAAACUAAAUUAAGGGAACAUAGAUAUAUAGUAGAUGAUGAUAAGGUAAUUGAUUCUGAGAAAAAGAAAAAUUACAUACAAAAUAUAGAUACUAAUAUAGAACAAGUAGAUAAAAUAAAUAUAGAUAAAGAAAAAUUGAAAGAAAUAAAAGGUGAAGCUGAUAAGCUUUUAUAUGAAUAUUUAGGAGUUAAAACAGAUUUACAUAAUCGGAAGGCUCUGGAUGUUAAAUCCAUAAAAGAAAAAAAAGACAAAUGGAAAGAUGUUAGAGCCAAAAUUGAUAAUAUUUACGUAGAAUAUAUAGCAUUAAAUAAGAGUACUGAUGAAAUGAUUGAAACACAAUUUAAUGAAAUAUUAGAAAUAUAUAAUAAAAUCAUACAAGAUAAAAGUAAAUAUAUAAAUGAGAAAAUAAAUACUUAUUUAGAGAAAUCAAACAAAAUGUUAGAUAAAUUAAAAACUGUUAAUCCUCAACUAGACGUUGUAAAAUAUGAUAAUACUGAAUACAAAUCAAAUGUUGAAAAUUUAAAAAAUAAAGUUAUAGAUUUAGAGAAAAAAAUUAAUGACAACAAAACUCCUAUAGAAAAAAUUAUGGCAGCAUCGAAUGAAUGUUCAAGAAAAGGUUUCGUAGAAAAAGAUAGAACAAACAGAUCAUUUCCCCACAAAAGAACAGUUUUGACAAAUAUCAGAGAUGAAAUAAAAAAAAUAGAAGAUGAUGUUAACAAACCUAAUGAAGAUGAAAGAAUCACAAAGGUUAUUAAUGAUGUUGAACUGGAAUAUGAACAACUUUUCGUAGAUUAUAUUAAUGAACAAAUAAAAAGCGAACAUAAACUAUCUAAGGACUUAGUAAAAGAAUUAAGGUUAUUUAAUAUUAAAAUAGAGGAUCCCGAUAUAGAGGAAGUUAUAUUACAGGGUCAAUCAUAUAAUCUAGAAAAUUCAGAUUAUCAGGAUUAUUACAA